CCCGAGCCGGGCAUCCUCACUCAAACAACACCAGCCACCAGCUCAUCUCUCACUGACCUUACCACUUGAAUUGGGAUCGAAAUGGCCGCGUCGGCGCUGCACCAGACCACCAGCUUCCUCGGCACCGCCCCACGCCGCGAUGACCUCGUCCGCAGCGUCGGCGACUUCGGCGGCCGCAUCACCAUGCGCCGGACUGUCAAGAGCGCACCCCAGAGCAUCUGGUACGGCCCUGACCGUCCCAAGUACCUGGGCCCGUUCUCCGAGCAGACGCCGUCGUACCUGACCGGCGAGUUCCCCGGUGACUACGGCUGGGACACCGCGGGGUUGUCAGCUGACCCAGAGACGUUCGCCAAGAACAGGGAGCUCGAGGUGAUCCACUCUCGUUGGGCGAUGCUUGGCGCGCUCGGGUGCGUGUUCCCGGAGAUCCUCUCCAAGAAUGGUGUCAAGUUCGGCGAGGCGGUGUGGUUCAAGGCCGGCUCGCAGAUCUUCUCCGAGGGCGGCCUGGACUACCUGGGCAACCCUAACCUCGUGCACGCGCAGAGCAUCCUCGCCAUUUGGGCAUGCCAAGUUGUGCUCAUGGGCUUCAUCGAGGGUUACCGUGUUGGUGGAGGCCCUCUCGGUGAGGGGCUCGACAAGAUCUACCCCGGUGGCGCCUUUGACCCCCUCGGUCUCGCCGACGACCCAGACACCGCCGCUGAGCUCAAGGUCAAGGAGCUCAAGAACGGCCGCCUCGCCAUGUUCUCCAUGUUUGGAUUCUUCGUGCAGGCCAUCGUCACGGGCAAGGGACCCGUCGAGAACCUCUUCGACCACGUCGCCGACCCAGUCAACAACAAUGCAUGGGCCUUUGCUACCAACUUCGCCCCCGGGAGCUAAAUGAGAAUUAGCAGCUAGCUGUAGUAUAUAUCGGUCCAUCCAUCGGACGAUCGAUAUAUGCAUGCAUGUGUACUUGUACGCCGUAGAUCAACUUGUACCUUUGUCUAGUUAUGUGUUGAUUUGUACCAUGGUGGAGUGAACCCCGCGCAAUGUAAUUAAGCAUGAGGUGCACGAGUGAAUGAAUGACGGAAGAAUCGUGAAUCGUGUGUACCAUUAGUCAA
Brachypodium distachyon (stiff brome) is the source of this 1094-nucleotide messenger RNA. RefSeq names its product chlorophyll a-b binding protein, chloroplastic. The record is from RefSeq and is a predicted model, not a curated record. NCBI's taxonomy places the organism in Eukaryota, Viridiplantae, Streptophyta, Magnoliopsida, Poales, Poaceae. The coding region runs from base 82 to 873 and encodes 263 amino acids. The transcript has 2 exons. Gene Ontology annotation, biological process: response to light stimulus; photosynthesis, light harvesting in photosystem I. Gene Ontology annotation, cellular component: plastoglobule; chloroplast thylakoid membrane; chloroplast envelope.